Molecule: messenger RNA, 1410 nt
Organism: Miniopterus natalensis
Lineage: Eukaryota; Metazoa; Chordata; Mammalia; Chiroptera; Miniopteridae
Gene: ARPC1B
Product: actin related protein 2/3 complex subunit 1B
Biological process (GO): Arp2/3 complex-mediated actin nucleation
Cellular component (GO): actin cytoskeleton; Arp2/3 protein complex
Molecular function (GO): actin filament binding
Source: RefSeq, a predicted model, not a curated record
GAGCUGAGAAGCCAUGGCCUACCACAGCUUCCUGGUGGAGCCCAUCAGCUGCCACGCCUGGAACAAGGACCGCACGCAGAUCGCCAUCUGCCCCAACAACCAUGAGGUGCACAUCUAUGAGAAGAGUGGAGCCAAGUGGGUCAAGGUGCACGAGCUCAAGGAGCACAAUGGGCAAGUGACAGGCAUUGACUGGGCCCCUGAGAGUAACCGCAUCGUGACCUGCGGCACAGACCGCAAUGCGUAUGUGUGGACACUGAAGGGCCGCACAUGGAAGCCCACACUCGUCAUCCUGCGGAUCAACCGGGCUGCUCGCUGUGUGCGCUGGGCCCCCAACGAGAACAAGUUCGCUGUGGGCAGUGGCUCCCGUGUCAUCUCCAUCUGCUAUUUCGAGCAGGAAAAUGACUGGUGGGUAUGCAAGCACAUCAAGAAGCCCAUUCGCUCCACUGUCCUCAGCCUGGACUGGCACCCCAACAACGUGCUCCUGGCCGCAGGCUCCUGUGACUUCAAGUGCCGGAUCUUCUCAGCCUACAUAAAGGAAGUGGAGGAGCGACCAGCACCCACCCCAUGGGGUUCCAAGAUGCCCUUUGGGGAGCUGAUGUUUGAGUCUAGCAGUAGCUGCGGCUGGGUGCACGGUGUCUGUUUUUCAGCCAGUGGCAGCCGCGUGGCCUGGGUCAGCCACGACAGCACAGUGUGUCUGGCCGAUGCUGACAAGAAGAUGGCAGUCGCGACUCUGGCCUCUGAAACGCUGCCACUGCUGGCCGUGACCUUCAUCACAGAAAACAGUCUGGUGGCUGCGGGCCACGACUGCUUCCCGGUGCUUUUUACCUACGACGGUGCUGCAGGGACUCUGAGCUUCGGUGGGCGGCUGGACGUGCCCAAGCAAAGCUCACAGCGCGGCUUGACAGCCCGCGAGCGCUUCCAGAAUCUCGACAAGAAGGCGAGCUCCGAGGUCGGCGUGGCUGGCGGGGCGGGUCUAGACUCGCUGCAUAAGAACAGCGUCAGCCAGAUCUCAGUGCUCAGUGGGGGCAAAGCCAAAUGCUCACAGUUCUGCACUACUGGCAUGGACGGUGGCAUGAGCAUCUGGGAUGUGAAGAGCUUGGAAUCAGCCUUGAAGGACCUCAAGAUCAAAUGACUUGUGAGGAGAAUGUUGGCCUCAUCCCAGCUGCUGGGGGAGGGGCUAAGGAAGCUAAGCCUGGCGUUGCUGAAUGUUUCUAGGGUACCAGUUCGGGUCCCCACAGGGGAGGUGGAGGGGAGGGGAUAGGAAGCUUUCUUACCUAUUUGAAGGAACACGUGCCUUUUUCUUAAACAAAUACUUUCAUUUAUUGUAAAAAAAAUUCCCCAAAGCACUCUGCUGGUCAUGAACUGCUUCAAAACGUGGACGUAAUAAAAAUACAAUUGUAGACAUGCUCA